AUGGGCCCUGGUUUGGUCGCGCGGCGGCGAGGCGCCUGUGCGCAGUGGCAGUUUGUUGUGCCGCGGGCCGCACAACGACGGCGGGAUCGAGUCCCGCCACGGUUCAAGCGGUGGGUUGGUAAACCCGGCGGCGCGGCACCAGGCAACAGUAGGGGCGUGUCCACGACGCGCUGUCGCGCCUGGCGGUGUGUGAUGGGCCCUGGUUUGGUCGCGCGGCGGCGAGGCGCCUGUGCGCAGUGGCAGUUUGUUGUGCCGCGGGCCGCACAACGACGGCGGGAUCGAGUCCCGCCACGGUUCAAGCGGUGGGUUGGUAAACCCGGCGGCGCGGCACCAGGCAACAGUAGGGGCGUGUCCACGACGCGCUGUCGCGCCUGGCGGUGUGUGAUGGGCCCUGGUUUGGUCGCGCGGCGGCGAGGCGCCUGUGCGCAGUGGCAGUUUGUUGUGCCGCGGGCCGCACAACGACGGCGGGAUCGAGUCCCGCCACGGUUCAAGCGGUGGGUUGGUAAACCCGGCGGCGCGGCACCAGGCAACAGUAGGGGCGUGUCCACGACGCGCUGUCGCGCCUGGCGGUGUGUGAUGGGCCCUGGUUUGGUCGCGCGGCGGCGAGGCGCCUGUGCGCAGUGGCAGUUUGUUGUGCCGCGGGCCGCACAACGACGGCGGGAUCGAGUCCCGCCACGGUUCAAGCGGUGGGUUGGUAAACCCGGCGGCGCGGCACCAGGCAACAGUAGGGGCGUGUCCACGACGCGCUGUCGCGCCUGGCGGUGUGUGAUGGGCCCUGGUUUGGUCGCGCGGCGGCGAGGCGCCUGUGCGCAGUGGCAGUUUGUUGUGCCGCGGGCCGCACAACGACGGCGGGAUCGAGUCCCGCCACGGUUCAAGCGGUGGGUUGGUAAACCCGGCGGCGCGGCACCAGGCAACAGUAGGGGCGUGUCCACGACGCGCUGUCGCGCCUGGCGGUGUGUGAUGGGCCCUGGUUUGGUCGCGCGGCGGCGAGGCGCCUGUGCGCAGUGGCAGUUUGUUGUGCCGCGGGCCGCACAACGACGGCGGGAUCGAGUCCCGCCACGGUUCAAGCGGUGGGUUGGUAAACCCGGCGGCGCGGCACCAGGCAACAGUAGGGGCGUGUCCACGACGCGCUGUCGCGCCUGGCGCGGCUUCCGCCUGUCCUGCUGCCCCUCCACGCUGCCUGCACUGACCCCGCCUUCGCCCCUCGUGCCUGGAAGGCCGCACAACGACGGCGGGAUCGAGUCCCGCCACGGUUCAAGCGGUGGGUUGGUAAACCCGGCGGCGCGGCACCAGGCAACAGUAGGGGCGUGUCCACGACGCGCUGUCGCGCCUGGCGGUGUGUGA
Phytophthora sojae is the source of this 1344-nucleotide messenger RNA. RefSeq lists its product as hypothetical. The coding region runs from base 1 to 1344 and encodes 447 amino acids. The transcript has 8 exons. Lineage: Eukaryota; Oomycota; Peronosporomycetes; Peronosporales; Peronosporaceae. The record is from RefSeq and is a predicted model, not a curated record.